This is a messenger RNA of Lycium barbarum (goji berry), 992 nucleotides long. RefSeq names its product probable aspartic proteinase GIP2. The transcript has a single exon. Gene Ontology annotation, biological process: proteolysis. The record is from RefSeq and is a predicted model, not a curated record. Lineage: Eukaryota; Viridiplantae; Streptophyta; Magnoliopsida; Solanales; Solanaceae. Bases 8 to 916 code for a protein of 302 amino acids. Gene Ontology annotation, molecular function: aspartic-type endopeptidase activity.
AGAUAUUAUGGCUUUAUGGUCCACUAAUUAUAAUGACUCCAAAAUUGGUCAUCUUUUAUCAUCAGCUAGUGGGGUGAUGUUUAGUUGUUGUGAAGAUUUUUUGUUACAAGAAUUAGCCUAUGGAGUUAAGGGUAUGGCUGGACUUGGAAAUGGUUACACUGGGCUUCCUUCACAAUUAGCUAGAGCUUUUCGAUUACCUCGAAAAUUCGCUAUUUGUUUGAGUGCUAAUACUAAAUCAAAUGGUGUUAUUUUGUUUGGUGAAGGACGAUCUGUUUAUGCCUCUAAUGAUGCACUAACUUACACUCCUCUGCUUAAAAAUCCUGUUAGUACUGCAGGGGCUUAUUAUCCAGGUGAACCAUCGGUUGAAUAUUUCAUUGGAGUGAAGAAAAUCUUAGUCAACGGAAAAAUUGUACCAAUUAAUAGUAAGUUACUAGCUAUUAACAAGACUAAUGGAGUUGGAGGAACAAAGAUUAUCACUGUUGUUCCUUACGGUACAAUGGAGACAUCGAUUUACAAGGCGUUUAAGCAAGAGUUUCUUAAAGCUAUUGAUAAAGUUCCAAUAGCAGAACCUAUUAGGCCAUUUGAGUUGUGCUUUAACUUGUUGAAUUUGGGUACUCUAACUGGCUUAAUAAUUCCUCAAGUCAGUCUUGUUUUGCAAGAUGAUCAAAAUAAUACCACUUGGGAUCUUUCUGUGGACAAUUUUAUGGCUUCUCCUGUUGAUAGAAGUGACUUGUUGUGUCUAGGAUUUUUGGAUGGUGGUAAAUUUCCUCGAACAUCUAUUGUUCUUGGAGGAUUACAAAUUGAAGAGAACCUGUUGAAAUUUGAUCUUGUGAAGAAAAGAGUGGGAUUUAAGUCUUUGCACCUAUCAUCCCUACUCAAAUGCAGCAACAAAUUCAAUUUUACAUCCAAGGCUUGAGAGGUGUCACCUCCUUAGCUAAAUUUGAUGUUACAUGAUAUAAAUAUCAGUUAAGACUUUAAGAGUUCUGAAAGUA